AUGUCCAUCGGAUUCGGCGAUGCCGUUGCAAUCGUGCAAUUUGGCUUGGAUCUGAUCAAGAAGACCCAGGAUGCCGGCGAGCAGCUCGAGUUCAUGCAGCUUCGCAUGAUCGGCAUCCAUGCCCAGCUCGUGCGGGCGAGAGAUAUUGUGUCUACCAAACAGCACGAGUCAAAGCUUCAACAAUUGAAACCAGUCAUCUAUGAACAGGCACGCGAUGCUGUCGCGCGUUUGGAAGUCGAUGUCAACAAGGUGAACGCCAUCAUGCAGCAGUGGGUGAAUAAAGACGUGGGUAUUGGAGUGAUGCAAUGGAAGUACAAGAUCGCAUCGGACUUCUUCAAUGGGUAUCUGAAGGGCGGUGGCGAUAAGCUGGAGAAGCUCAACAAACGACUCGAGCAGCAUCAGCUGGUCAUCACAGGAUGUGUGACGGAUAUGGUUUAUCACGGUGUGAAGGAGCUGGUCAGACAGAAAGAAUCGCCAUCAAGCUUGAAACCGAAGCCAGUCGGUAGACCUCGCUCGCCGAGUCCUACGCCCGCAGCUACGCCUACGAAGAUCAUCUUUGUGGACACGCACAAUGUCGGCAGAUCGGUCAUUGCCCAGAGCUAUCUGAUGUUGGUCCGGGAGUGGACGACGAGAACCAAGAACGUUUUCAAGCUUACCGACUUCCCAUCAGCCGGUCUUUUAGUGACUCACCGAUCUGCAUACGCUAAGCAGAUGGCCUCCGUCCUGGCCGCAAUUCUCAAUUGCCCAUACAAGCGUAUGCUCGACGACAAAGACGGCGUCCUUGCGGGGAAGACCGCGGUCAAUGCACUCUUCGACCAGAAAUACUUCCAGUAUGCAUACAAGCCACCUCUGGCGAACGCUGCCCUGAACCGAAAAUCCCGCGGUCUGCCAGUCGAUAUCUUCAGUGGCUAUGACGUGAUUUUCUGCUUCACACGCAUGGAACGCACGAUCCUGGAAGCAUUGCGGGACAAGCUCAACAAGACCGCACCAGCGUGGCGCAAGCAGAAUAAGAGGGCGCGGGUGGAAGUGCUCGGCGAGUAUGGGAACCAUGCGCAGCCUGAGAUAUUUGAGGUGUUGAGAAGUGGUAAGAAGAGCGAUGAUGAGUUCAAGAAGGAGUGGGAGAAGGUGGUAGGCAACGUCAAGACGAGUGUGAAGGCCUUCCUUGAGCAGCGGACGGGGUGGAAGACACCGAAGAAAGAGGAUGCAGGACUGCAAGGUCCGAAGCUGAGUAGCUGA
Messenger RNA from Cyphellophora attinorum, 1236 nucleotides. RefSeq lists its product as uncharacterized. The record is from RefSeq and is a predicted model, not a curated record. NCBI's taxonomy places the organism in Eukaryota, Fungi, Ascomycota, Eurotiomycetes, Chaetothyriales, Cyphellophoraceae. Bases 1 to 1236 code for a protein of 411 amino acids. The transcript has a single exon.